Molecule: messenger RNA, 831 nt
Organism: Drosophila takahashii
Lineage: Eukaryota; Metazoa; Arthropoda; Insecta; Diptera; Drosophilidae
Source: RefSeq, a predicted model, not a curated record
AUGGAUACCUCCAACCAGACGUUGCGCUGGGGUUACGCCGGCUACGGAGUGUUCCAAACCAAGACCCCGGUGCAGAACCCCGUGGAUCAGUUUGCAGGACGCGGAGGAGGAGGAGACGGAGGAGGAGGUGGAAAUGGUUUGGGCCACCUGACGAACCUGAUCAUCAACUACUUGCCGCACGACAUGACGGAGUCGGAGCUGCGUCACACGUUCUCCCGGUUCGGCGAGAUCCGGAAGCAUAAGAUCGUCCGGGAUCCCAGGACGGGCAAGAGCAGCUGCUACGGAUUCGUGGAGUUUGUGUCUCCCCGCCAGGCGGCUGCUGCCCAGAUCUGCAUGGACGGGUACGAGGUGCGCGACAAGCGGAUCAAGGUGUCCUACGCCCGAUCCUCCGACGACCAGGUGGGCCAGACCAACCUGUACGUGGCCCACCUGCCGAGCUUCAUGGAUGAGCAGCGGGUGCGCGAACUCUUCGCCAGCUACGGACCCGUUUUGGAUGUGAAUGUCCUGCGCAGCAAGUACGACCGGCAGCCACGUGGAGUGGCCUUCGUGCGAUUCGAGCAGCAACGCCACGCGGAGAUGGCCAAGUUCGGGCUGAAUCAGCAUCUCAUCAGGGGCAGCUUUAAGCCGCUCCAGGUCAAGUUCGUCGACCGGUCGAGCAAAGGGGGCAACCAGGCGAAUCGGACCUCCAAUGGGCUACCUUUCAAGUUCUACCGCCAGGGAAAUGGUCAGCCGCCGGGCUUCAAGCGCCGCCAGGAUAUGGAGAAUCAGCAGAAUCAGGACUCUAAGCGUCCACGCGGAACUGGCUUUUUAACGAUUUCCGGCUAUAAUUAA